AUGAUGUUUGAAGAGGAAUCAUUGAAUGGAGAUAUACCUAUGAUCCCAUUAACCACGGUUCUACAUUGUACUAAUAACUUUUCAGAAGCAUCUAAGUUAGGGGAAGGUGAAUUUGGCCCUAUUUACAAGGGAAUUCUACCGAAUGGAAGACAAGUUGUAGUGAAAAGGCUCUCACAAGAGUUCAAGAAUGAAGUAAUGUUUAUAGCUAAACUACAACAUCCAAAUAACAAGUUAUCAGAUUCCAUACCCCUACAUUCAGUUACCUUUCAUAACUUAGAACCAUUUUACACCAACUCCUUUGAAGGACCACUACCUGAUUCACUCUUUCUUCUUACAAACCUUAAAAUCAUAAACUUUUCCAAUAACAAGUUUAGUGGUAGUAUCUUUCCUCUGACUCGUUCAAAUUCUCUCACUGUUUUGGACUUGACAAACAAUAGCUUCUUAGGUUCCAUCCCUUAUAUUCUAGCUAACUUUGGAGAUCUCACCCGUCUCAGACUUGCAAACAAUUAUCUCACAAGAACCAUUCCUUCCGAACUAGGCCUCCUCACUAAGCUGAACUUCCUUGAUUUAUCAUUCAACAACUUAACAAGGCAUGUGCCACCUCAACUAUUCUCCAACUGUAAGAAAAUUGAACAACUUUUGCUGAACAGUAACAGAUUGAGUGGCCAAAUGAUGGCAUGGUUAGGAAGCUUGCAAGAACUUGGUGAGUUGGAUCUCUCAUUCAAAAACUUCCAUGGAAGAGUUCCCACUGAGCUUGGAGGAUGCUCAAAUUUGCAUAAGCUUUCACUCCAUCACAACAAUCUCUCUAGAGAAAUCCCUCUUGAGAUUGGAAACCUUACUUCACUCAAUGUCUUCAAUUUACAACGAAAUAGUUUUUAUGGCCACAUUCCACCAACAAUUCAACAAUGCUCAAAGCUGUAUGAGCUAAGUCUCUCAGAGAACUUCCUCACAGGUGUUAUACUAGUUGGAAUAGGGGCAGUCACUGAGUUGCAAGUCAUAUUGGACCUCAGCAGAAACCUAUUUUCUAGUGAGAUUCUUUCAUCUAUGGGAAAUCUCACGAAGCUAGAAAGACUUGAUCUUUCAUUUAACCAUUUCCAACAAUAA
Molecule: messenger RNA, 1104 nt
Organism: Vigna unguiculata (cowpea)
Lineage: Eukaryota; Viridiplantae; Streptophyta; Magnoliopsida; Fabales; Fabaceae
Source: RefSeq, a predicted model, not a curated record